AAUUGACCAGUAGAGUCUUUUCGGUGGAAUAGUCAAGUUUAGAAGCUGUAAUUAAUGAAUUAAAUGCUGUUUAAAAACUGCAUUUGCAAGAUGGGCUACGUUGUUGUUCCCAAUUCGCCCUUCUUGCAAUGCCUUGGUACCAUCUUCUCCUGCUUGGGAUCUUCCCAAUAGCCUAUGCCCUCUCCAAUGACUGCCCUUCCCCCAUGUGUGGAGAUAUGGAGAUCAAAUUCCCUUUUACUCUUGAAAGCAGCUCCAAUAGUUGCAGGACAGCAGGAGCAAGUGCGAAUCUGUCCUGCUCCUCCACCAACGAGACAAUUAUCACCCUCCCUUCUUCAGAAUCUUACAGAGUAACAUCUAUUGACUAUGAUAAUUAUUAUGGGAUCUUUAUUCAAGUUCUUCUAUCAUCUUCUUCGAUUAAUUGCCCAUGGAGAAAAGGUAUCCGAAAUCUGCCUAACGUCAACGGCUCAAUUUUCACUGUAGCUGUAUCAGGUUUUGUUCUUCUGAACUGCACAACCAAGCUAAGUUGGAGAACUGGCUAUGAUAACAUAGUUGGGCCAAUCUCUUGCCUCAGUGAACCAGGUUCUUUUGUUUAUGCUCUUACUAAAUAUGUGAGAAUGGGCAUACUUCCUUCUUCAUGCAUCGAAAUAUAUACCGGCGAAUUUCUUUCUGAUUCUUUUGGUCAAUCGAUACAAGUAAUAGCAUCGAAGAGCAUGCAAGGAGAAACGGCUUCUUUGUAUCCGAAUGUAGUUGAUAAUUUUCGGGCUUGUUAUUCAUGUUCAAGUCAAGGCAAAAAAUGUGGAUAUAAUAUCCGAAUGGAUAAAAAAUUUUGUUAUUCAGAGGAUUCUCACCAUGGCAUUGCCAUUUGUACAUCACUUGUGAUUUUUCUAAUUGUAGCUCUUGUGGUUCUCUACUAUUUCAAAAAAUAUAGAAAUAAAAAACAAAAGCACAUAAAGGUGGAAAAAUUUCUUGCAACCUACAAGUCCACAACACUAACUCGAUACAAUUUCGCUGAUAUUAAAAAAAUGACAAAGAAAUUUAAGCAUAAGCUGGGCCAAGGAGGGUUUGGAAGUGUCUACAAAGGUGAGCUGACUAAUGGAAUUCCUGUAGCUGUUAAAUUACUAGAAGCAUCAAAAUUCAAUGGAGAUGAUUUUGUCAACGAAGUUGCCACAAUAGGAAAAAUUCACCAUGUCAAUGUAGUUCGUCUCUUGGGGUUCUGCUCAAAUGGAACUAACAGAGCCCUUGUGUAUGAGUUUAUGCCAAAUAACUCAUUGGAAAAGUAUAUUUUCUUGGGUCAAUCAGAGAAGAGACAUGACUUUUUUACUAUGGAGAAGUUGCAUGAGAUUGCAAUUGGCAUUGCCCAAGGGAUUAAUUAUUUGCACCAAGGAUGCAAUCAAAGAAUUGUUCACUUUGACAUCAAACCCCAUAAUAUUUUGUUAGAUUAUGACUUCAAUCCAAAAAUUUCAGAUUUCGGCUUGGCCAAGCUAUGCUCUAGAGAUCAAAGCAUUGUGAUAAUAAGUGCUGCAAGAGGCACCAUGGGAUACAUAGCACCAGAGGUCUACUCUAGAAACUUUGGACCUGUCUCUCAUAAAUCUGAUGUGUAUAGUUAUGGAAUGCUUCUGUUAGAAAUGAUUGGUAGGAGGAAAAAUAUUGAUCCUACAAUUGAGAACCUCAGUGAAAUUUAUUUUCCAGAGUGGAUAUAUAACAAGUUGGUCCAUAGUAAUAGCUUGGGAUUAGCUUUGGAAAUGGAGGGAAAUGAAGAAAUUAUGAAAAGGCUUGCCAUAAUAGCACUUUGGUGCAUACAGUGGAAUCCUGCAGAACGUCCAUCAAUGAGAAAAGUUGUUCAAAUGCUCACAAUGAUCUUUCAAAGCUUGGAGAUGCCCCCAACACCAUUUGUUCCUUCCUCUGAUCAAUCAGACAAUGUUUAUGUCUCAAGAAAUCAUAAAAAAAAAAAUUGAAGGUCUGCAUCUCAACCAAUUAUGAGGAAAUUUUGAAGGAUUAAUUAAUUAGUUUCAUAUUUUG
Messenger RNA from Dendrobium catenatum, 2019 nucleotides. RefSeq names its product rust resistance kinase Lr10-like. Gene Ontology annotation, biological process: protein phosphorylation. The transcript is spliced from 2 exons. NCBI's taxonomy places the organism in Eukaryota, Viridiplantae, Streptophyta, Magnoliopsida, Asparagales, Orchidaceae. The record is from RefSeq and is a predicted model, not a curated record. Gene Ontology annotation, molecular function: polysaccharide binding; ATP binding; protein kinase activity. Bases 129 to 1955 code for a protein of 608 amino acids.